AUGCCUGAGCAAUUUGUGAGUGGCAAAAUCCAGCGCAAUAAAGUGACUGCGUUUGGGAAGUCUUCUCGUCUUUAUUGUCACAUAGCAGUGGAGCUUCUGGAGGUACUCAGUGUUGAGAACUUGGAAUACGUUGACCUCCCAACCCGCAUGGAUAUGUCCAAUAUUCAGAACUACAUGGAGUGCACUACCGGGUCCAGAUCAGUCCCCAAUCUUUUUAUUGGAGAAACUUGUAUCAGUGGUUAUGACAACCUGAACGCUCUAAAUGACAGUGGAGAACUUGUUCCAAGAUUAAAGCGAAUUGGUGCUUUGUAG
Molecule: messenger RNA, 312 nt
Organism: Eublepharis macularius
Lineage: Eukaryota; Metazoa; Chordata; Lepidosauria; Squamata; Eublepharidae
Product: glutaredoxin-1-like
Exons: 1
Coding region: 1-312 (103 amino acids)
Source: RefSeq, a predicted model, not a curated record